AUGGGGAAGCCGGCAGACGCGACAACCCCACUGGCGGACAAUGCACGCGCUGGUGCCUUGCCGCUGACGACGAACCAAGAAGCCCCGAGAAAUGGAGGGAGCAGUAGCAACAACGGACCUUCAGUCGAUCACAGCGACUACGGCUUCCUGCCUCGCACCCACGACCGCGACGAUGACGAUGACGAACUCCCGCCUCUGUAUUCCGACGUCGCCGAGUCCAGCGCCCUCAUUUCUCCAGCCCAGCACGCACAGCAGGCGUCGUCUCUGAAUGGCCCUUCGCUUGUGCCCGUCUUUUCAGUCGAUAGCAGCACGAAAAACGAGUAUUACAUGUCCAGUGACCUCGACAGCGACCCAACCCUUCUGGAACAACAUGUCUUGGCGUGGUCCAAGAAACCGCCGCGCACAUUCAUUCAGGUCCAUGGCUCGCAUACCGAGACAAGAUCCGAGAACGGCGGAUCGAACAACAGAACGAGGACGAUUGUCGACUUCAACGUGCGCGUUGACAUGACACCCUACCUCUACACCGACCUCGCCAGGGGCACUUCUACAUGGGCCGGCCUGCGCACGGUCGACAACGACGAGAAGGUCAAGCGUGGCACUUCGUUGGCGCGGCUCGCCCCUGGGGCUCGAAGGAGGCACCGCAGGAGGAGCGGGAUGAGACUCGAGGAUGCCGGCGACUCUCUGGGUGAGAAGCCGACGCUGACUGAGUGGUGCCAUCGGUACUGCGCCAGCUCUGCGGGCCUCAAGGUGUUUUCCCUUCAGAAGCGGGUUGUUGGAGUCGACAAGGAUUUGCUCAUAGAGAGACUGCAUAGCCUCGUGAGAAGCACAAACUACCGGGGCAACGUCACCAUAUCCUUCCCGACCGAGGGCGGAUGGGUGGAGGUGUAUAACGAUUGCAAAGUCAACGAGUGGCGGUUCAAGACCUGGAUCAGGCUCUUGACCUUCUUCACCCUGACAAUUUUGCUCACAUUUCCUUACUUGUUUUUCCGAACCAAGCGCUUCGAAACCGUUAUUGCCGAGUGGCCCUUCUCUAGACCGGCACGGAACGGGUCGGCAGAAAGGGAGUAUGCGAGCCUGAAUGAGGACCAGCUGUACGGGUUGUGGGGAGCAGCUAUCCACGCGGCGGUGAUCAACAGACGACAAUGUGUACUCGACCAGCAGGACUUGGCAAAUUCGCACGCACAACCCCAAGGUGCUACGACGGGCGUCCAUAGGUUUGUUGCUGCUGGCAUCCAAGCCAUGAACGUGGUAGACCAACAAUUUGGCUGGGGUGGUAACAGCUAA
Molecule: messenger RNA, 1284 nt
Organism: Pyricularia pennisetigena
Lineage: Eukaryota; Fungi; Ascomycota; Sordariomycetes; Magnaporthales; Pyriculariaceae
Exons: 1
Coding region: 1-1284 (427 amino acids)
Source: RefSeq, a predicted model, not a curated record